CCUGCUGGGAGUCUGCCUCCUUGCUCCUUCACAGACUUGCCAAAAACCCCCCUCGGCUGAGCCAUGGGAGAUGAUGCGACGUCCACAACUUCCCUGGAACUUGCAGUGUGCUACGCUUGCAACCUGCGGCAUGGGCGGCGCAAGCUGAUGUGUCGCAGCCCCGGCUGUGAGCAGUUCCGCGGCAAGCUCUACCUUUGCGACCGGUGCGUGACGCACUGCCCCGAGUGCGAGGCAAGAUUGCAUCAAACAGAUUUGGCCACCGUCACAGGGCUUCCCACCCUGGAGACGUAUAGCUCCUUGCCCAGCAAAGGGGAAGCGACAGAAGCAGCGAAAGGAACGAAAGGAGCAAAAGGCACAAGAGGAAUUGAAGGAAAAGGCGCGCCUGGCAAUAGUCCGAAGGGCAAGGGCAAAAGUGGUAGGAAAGGUACCAAAACAGCUUGGAGCAAAGACGCAAAAGGGAGGCCUGACGGCGAGAUUGUGGAAAAGAGAUUUGAAGUGGCUGGGUAUGCCAUAGGGAUGGUCAUUGGAGAGAAUGGAAACCAUUUGGAGUCUCUCAAGUCAAGCUAUCCAAGCCUUCGCAUUUCCAUAAGCUUCAAGGAACAGGAAGCCACCUUUGCUGGGCGACGAGCACAUCGGAUGGAGAUGGUGAUUCAAGGUCGGUUAGAUGAAUCAGAGCAGGUCGACGAAGUUUCGCGCACUAUUCAGAUGCUUCUAAAUCGAGCAGGUCCAUCACACAAACCUCCUCGCGGAGAGAAUGUUUUGAUUGAUGUCUCUCAUGCCUUGUGUGCCAAGUUGGUGCCAGCCAACCUUGAGGCUUAUCAUGUUUGCCCCGGACAUUUCCUGCAGACAACUGAAGGCGGAAAGCAAAGGCCGUAUUUUGUCUUAGAGAAGGUGCCUCAUGCCGAACCGCAGGAUUGCGGAAAGACUACGUCCACUACCUACACCUACUGUUCUGACCCCACUGACUGGUCGGGUUUUUCCGCCCAAUUCCAUAGAUGUCUCCACGACAUGCCGAAUGAGAAGUUGUCAGCUGCCAGGGUAUCAGUUCGCUUGGGCAAACUCUUCUUCUGGGGCCGUAAACUUGGUUUGCCAGCUGCGCAAAUGCCAGGCGCCAUAGACCAAAUGAGUGUCCAAGACUUGCGGCGACAGUGGGCUGCGCGCCUGAAGGACACUAUUGAGAGGAAAUUUUCAGAUGUUCUCCGCAAGAGCAAUUUCCGGUCCCUUCAGAACUUGCAGAAUAUCACGUACUAUCUCAAGACACCGGAAGAUGGAGCCAAGAUGGAGGUCACUUUCUUUGACCCAGUCAGUGCAGAAACCAAAGCCUCUGUGAUGAGGCGUAUAUGGGCUUGCACUUCUUAUCGGGAUGUGUUGGAGCUGCCUGAUGAAACAGUGUCAACAUCACGAAUAGCUGUGGCAAGAAGCGUGCUGGAGUGUCUUCUCCAUCCAUCACACAAUGAGUUUGAAGGCUGCCAUUGUGCCAUGCACUUUAUCAAGCAGUCGGCCGAAGGUCUUCUUGCAAGGGCUGAAUUCCGACCUCCUUCAAUGCCGAUUGACGAAGCUCUGCGUGUGCGUGCUCCAUACCAGGAGGCUAGCCGAAGUGGUGCCAGCUUCGUCGCGAAGAGAGAAAGCGAACGGCUCUUCAGAGGUGACGUCUGCCGAUUGGGCUACUCUCCAGAUUUCCGCCUGUCCAUCAACUCAAACAUGGAGAUCGACCUUGAGCCGGCGCUGAUCCAGAAGCUGAAAGUCUUGGACCAGCAGUGCCGCAGCGUGGAUGGGGACAAGUUGAUUGACACCUUUCACAGCAGUUCCUUGCCCUUGGGCUGGAGGUUGCAAUGCAUAGCGUGCCGGGAUGAGUGGGUGUGGAUGGAUCCUGAGGACACAGUGGAAGUGAAUGUGUCAAAGGUGCGCGAAGUCACAUGUUUGAGCACUCGCCAUCAGCAGUCCGAUGAUGACAACUUUGAGAUCCGCUUCUCCUCAGAGCCCACCACCAAGGCCAUUCAAGGAAGGCACGCGGAUGCUUGGGUCCACACAAAGCGUCUAUUGUCCACCGUGCACAUGCUCCAUGGUGCAGUUCAGACUGCUUUGGAUCAUAGUUAGUUUUUUUUGGCACCCAUAAGUUUCAUUUGCGUGGUUUGGGAUCUUCAAAGGUGGUACUGCCAGACCCCUGGAACCUACCCCUUCAGGACA
This is a messenger RNA of Effrenium voratum, 2187 nucleotides long. The record is from the annotation of a GenBank genome assembly. NCBI's taxonomy places the organism in Eukaryota, Dinophyceae, Suessiales, Symbiodiniaceae.